Hibiscus syriacus is the source of this 927-nucleotide messenger RNA. RefSeq names its product ATP synthase subunit d, mitochondrial-like. Gene Ontology annotation, biological process: proton motive force-driven ATP synthesis. The record is from RefSeq and is a predicted model, not a curated record. The transcript is spliced from 5 exons. Gene Ontology annotation, molecular function: proton transmembrane transporter activity. The coding region runs from base 137 to 643 and encodes 168 amino acids. NCBI's taxonomy places the organism in Eukaryota, Viridiplantae, Streptophyta, Magnoliopsida, Malvales, Malvaceae.
GUCCACCGUGAAGAAUCAAAAUUCCCCAUUUAAGAUCAACAUUUCAUUUCCCUAAACAAGAAGCAGCAGUCCUUAUCAAUCUCUACGCAGAGCUUGAAAGACUAUUGCGUUUGGGAAGCGAGGAAAGUGCGAGAAAAUGAGCGGAGCAGGAAAGAAAGUAGUGGAUGUUGCUUUCAAAGCAUCAAAGAACAUUGAUUGGGAAGCGAUGGCAAAGCUUUUGGUCUCCGAUGAGGCUCGCAAAGAGUUCGCCACUCUUCGUCGCACUUUCGAUGAAGUUAACUCCACUUUGCAGACCAAAUUCAGCCAGGAACCUGAACCUAUUGAUUGGGAAUAUUAUAGAAAAGGAAUCGGCUCGCGUUUGGUGGAUAUGUACAAAGAAACUUAUGAGAGUGUCGAGAUCCCCAAGUUUGUUGACACAGUCACUCCUCAAUACAAACCGAAAUUUGAUGCCUUGUUGGUUGAGUUGAAAGAAUCAGAAGAGAAAUCCUUUAAAGAAUCUGAACGUUUGGAGAAGGAAAUUGCUGAGGUUCAGGAACUGAAGCAAAAGAUCAGCACCAUGACAGCAGAUGAGUACUUUGAGAAACACCCUGAGCUGAAAAAGAAAUUUGAUGACGAAAUCCGGAAUGACAACUGGGGCUAUUGAGACAUCUUUGGUAAUAUGAGGGCCAAGCUAUAAAACAUUAGACCGGUAUUUCUGAAUUGGAACCUUGUUUCUUUUUCCCAAAUGAUGAUUGUAAAAACGUCAUUUUGUGUUAAUUUAGUUGAUCAUUGAUGGAAAUGUUGGGAUCCAAUAAUAAUUCACUUCAGAACCAAGGUGGAUAUUGCAAGACGGUUUUUUCAAUUAAGUUGCAUCCAUUUCCAUGGGUAAACUUUCUUUUCAUCUGCCUUGUUUCGGAUGUGCAAAACUAAUUAAUAAAUCCCGAUUUU